Aspergillus ochraceoroseus IBT 24754 is the source of this 1374-nucleotide messenger RNA. RefSeq lists its product as uncharacterized. The record is from RefSeq and is a predicted model, not a curated record. Lineage: Eukaryota; Fungi; Ascomycota; Eurotiomycetes; Eurotiales; Aspergillaceae. Bases 1 to 1374 code for a protein of 457 amino acids. The transcript has a single exon.
AUGUUUGAGGCAAUCACGAAGAACUCACUCUACCACUUGGGUAGCCUCCUGGUUGGGAAGCCUAUUACGGUUCCUUCGCCGCCCUAUCCAGCUGCCAGCAUCUCAACCACUGAAUGGACCCUGCGGCCCGGCGUCUACACUCCACGUCAGCUUGUCCGAGGGUUUGCGCCUCUUCUUGACACCGUGCUAUACCAUUUGGCUCCAGAUCCUUCCAGCCCUCGCGCAGCCCGUGAUCUUCUGCUUGAUAAUCUCGCCGCGAAUCUCGCCACGGACACACGUGAAUCUUCCUUGACCUUCCCAGAGCAGGUCACAGACAAAGGUCGCCGUGAAAUUCGCGACCAAGCCCGUCGUAUCGGCAAGCAUCUCGUACAAUGGGCGAACGAGGCAAGAGAUAGCCAUUUCGAGCCAGAUCUGAUUCUCCGCAGUCCCUGUGAAGGUCACUUGCUCCUCCCACACAAUGUCGACCUUAUGUUCGGCCGGCGGAGCAAACCACAUCUCAUGCAACUAUUCAAUGAGUACAUGCACCAGAUGAUCCUCCUUCGUGACUCACUGCUCCCAUUUCAUAACUACGAAGAUGUUCUCAUCCCUGUGAGCGGGAAAGGGCGUGGAAUUCGCGACAUGGAAGGUCCUCGUGCGAAGUUCCUCGCCGGCCUUUUCACUAAACAAGUCACUCAGCAGUCCGUCGUCGCAAUGGCAAGGGAGUUCCUAGCGCCAAAUCUUGCUCAAGCAACCACAGAAGGAUACUAUGGUUUCCAAUACAAGUAUGGUCUUGUUUUGCCCACGCUAUUCGCCACUGGUCCUUUGCCAUUCCAUCUCCUCCAGUACAUCCCUGCUCAUGUCUACCCUUCCCAUCCGGAGAUAUUGCUCGAGUACGAAUUUCCGGACUAUUACGCUGCUCCACGGACUGAAAUCCCAAAGGGUACAGCAACCUCCUCUUUGCGCUCAUUCCCUGGCGCGACCGCUCCCCAGGUGGAGAAAAUGAGUUUGGGCCUACGCCCAUCACACAUCACUUCCCCAUCGGUUGGGAAACUGGACCUGCAGCUUCAAUUUGAUAAUGGACAGUGCGCGAUGGUCGAUAUCGGUCAGAUUGCUCGUGGACACCGCUACGCCUACGAAGCAGGAGAGCCCGGACAAGUGGAAUCACCCAGCAUUGUGCACUCAGCUGGAGACAUUCUCUUCAACCCGGAACAUGGGCUCACUACCGCCCAAGCGGGCGGAUUCCAUGUUAUCCCAACAGACGACCACAUGGUGGCUCUGGCAGUGUUGGGCAAGUUGUACCCUGAGAAUGUGGUUGUUCUGUCGCGGAGGGAUGGGUUGGAGAAAGCAGUCAACGCUGGCAAGGGCUUUGAGCCUAAGUUUGUAGUUUGGGUGUGA